This is a messenger RNA of Chanos chanos (milkfish), 3804 nucleotides long. RefSeq names its product R3H domain-containing protein 1. The transcript has 24 exons. Lineage: Eukaryota; Metazoa; Chordata; Actinopteri; Gonorynchiformes; Chanidae. The record is from RefSeq and is a predicted model, not a curated record. The coding region runs from base 116 to 3493 and encodes 1125 amino acids. Gene Ontology annotation, molecular function: nucleic acid binding.
AUCGAAAGGGACGCGGGCUUCACCCUUCUCACCGACGCGACGGUACCACAGGCUCAGCACGCGACAAAACAUCGGGUCCCAAGCUCUUGGUAGAUGCUCCAAGUAGCCCUCUCUAAUGAGGAUGUCUGAUACUGUCACUGUAAAGGAGACGAGUGAAAACAUGAGAGGUCUGGUGGUGGAGGACAGCAGUACCACGCCCGGGGUCGACAGCCCGCUCAAAUCAGAGAGCUGCCAACAGACAGAACCUGACAGGGACGAGAACUGCUGUGACAACAAGAAUGACAUGCAGAGGCAAAUACCUGGACAGACAGCAAAGAGGCCUAAGUCUAACGCAAAGUUAAAGUUAGUUCGGAGCCUGGCUGUUUGCGAAGAGUCUUCUCCUCCCCCUAUUACCACUGAACUACCUGGAGAACGUCAGAAUGAAAUUCAGGUCCAGCUCUCCCAGUCUUUUGACAAAGAGGAGCCACCACUCAUUAAGAAUGAAGAUGACAAAGACAGAAGUGGCGACAAACUGGAGAAAAUGCCACGCAAGAUGCUGUCAAGAGAUUCAAGUCAAGAAUACACUGACUCCACUGGCAUUGAUCUUCAUGAAUUCUUGGUAAACACAUUGAAAAACAACCCCAGGGACAGAAUGAUGCUGCUGAAGUUGGAACAGGAGAUUCUCGACUUUAUCAGUAAUAACGAGAGCCAGAGAAGAAAGUUCCCCCCCAUGACCUCCUACCACAGAAUGCUGCUGCACCGUGUCGCUGCCUACUUUGGUUUAGACCACAAUGUCGACCCAACCGGCAAAUCUGUAAUUAUCAACAAAACUAGCAAUACAAGAAUACCAGAUCAGAAAUUUUCAGAACACAUCAAAGAUGACAAAACGGAUGACUUUCAGAAGCGGUACAUCUUGAAAAGGGACAAUUCCAGCAUAGAUAAAGAUGAUAACAUGAUGCGGAUGAGGCUGAAGGAAGACAGGCGGAGUAAAUCAAUAGAGGAACGGGAAGAGGAGUAUCAGAGAGCCAGAGAGAGAAUAUUUGCACAAGAUGUAAGAUUGGCAGUUAUGUCUUUGCCAAUGGAUAGCAGGAUCCAAGAGGAUGAAGCUUGUAACAGCACACAACAGAGGCGGCAAAUAUUCAGGUUGAAAGAAGGUCGAUCAGGGAAUAGCCGUCAAAGCAGUUCAGAUAAUGAGCCAAAGUACUCAGAGCCUCGGCCCUGGAGUAGCACAGACUCCGACAGCUCCAAUCGCAACCUCAAGCCUGCCAUGACCAAGGCCAGCAGCUUCAGCGGGAUUUCGGUCCUGAUCCGUGGAGACAGCUCCGGAAGCAGCAAGAGCAUCGGCCGGCUCUCAAAGACAGGUUCUGAGUCGUCUAGUAGCGUAGGUUCGUCUACGGGUUCACUCUCUCGCCCCCUGCCGCCCCUACCUACCUUGAGUCUAACCCAGUCGGCCCACGCUGCGCCGCUGGCUUACCCUGCCAUCAGUGCUAGUAGCACUGUGUCCUACGAGGCCGGCAGGAGCGGUCCGCCGGCAUCCACGGCUAACACUAGCUACUAUUUGCUUCCGCUGGAAGCCACGGGGAUACCGCCUGGGAGUGUCCUGGUCAACCCCCACACAGGCCAGCCAUUUGUGAACGCAGACGGUAGUGCCGUGGUGUACAAUCCCACUAUUGCUCCACAGCCAGGCAGGACCCAGCAACCCCUGCCCCCUCCUCCACCCCUGCCUGGCCCUCCUCCGCACCAACCAGCCAAUCACGUCAUCUCCCAGCAAGAUAACCUGGGAGCCCAGUUCAGCCACAUGAGCUUGGUUCGACAGCCUUCUGGGGAGGCCCGCGAUGCUCACACUGCCAUGUACCCGUCCUCCGUGGUGCUCCAGGCCCCUCCGCAGCAAGGUGGCUACAUGGUGUCCUCCCCCGGGCAGCCCGUCACUGCCCAGACCUAUCCCACGCCGGCUCCUGCUCCCGUCAACCAGCCAGUCAUGCAGCAGCAGGGCUACAUGCAGCAGCCUAUGCAGCAAAUGCCAGCUUGUUAUUGUGCACCAGGCCAGUACCCUCUCUCCAACCAGCAGUAUCGGCCUGUGGGCACGGUGCAGUACAGUAGCCCGCAGAGCCAGCCCAUGCCCCCACCCCCGCCUGCCCAACAGCCAGGUUAUCAAACUGUGAUGCCAAAUCAAACCCAGAGCUACCAGACCAUGGUCCAGCAGCCACCCAGUCAAGCCCUUGUCAGUGGCCAACAUAGCAAUAUGGGAAGUCAAAUGCCAGGCAUGAUGGUCCAGUACUCUUCCAUGCCAUCUUAUCAGGUAUCCAUGCCUCAAGGUUCCCAGGGUGUGCCCCAGCAGACAUAUCAACAGCCAAUCAUCAUCCCCAACCAGUCUAACCAGGGGCCCAUGCCAGCGUCUGGCAUUCAGGUCUACUAUAGUGUUAUCCCGCCCAACCAACAGAAUACCAUGAGCUCCUCUGUGGGAUUCUUGCCCCCUCCAGGAAGCGAACAGAUGCCGUUCCCUCGGACGUCGUCCCCCUGUGGCUCCCAACAGAUUCCUGCCCAGCAGUGUUCAGGCGUGCCUCCUCCACCCCCCGGUGGUGGCAUGGUCAUGAUGCAGCUGACGUUACCUCCAGCCCAGCAACCGCGGGCACACUCGCCUCCGCAGUGGAAACACAACAAGUACUACAGUCUGGAUCAUCAAAGGAGCCAGAAAUCUACAGAGCUGUCCAGCCUUGACACCUCACAGAGCAGUCCACAGCUGGGCAGUCCGUCAACCUCCCCUGCCCAGUCGCCCACCCCCUCCCACCUGACCAAUGUGAAGAACAUCCGUCCUGGCCUAACCACAGUUCCCAUCAUGCCUCAGUUUUCCAGAUCCUUUGUCCCAGGACAAGGUGAUACACGGUACCCCCUUCUCGGACAGCCUCUCCAGUACAACCCCCCAAUCCGUCCGCCUUUACUUCAUGCUCCCCCUAUGGUCCCCAGUCAUCAGGGUCCUGCGGGAAUGCGACAUGGCAGUCGGGGCAGGAAACAGCCAAGGAAAGCGCUGUCUACAGAUCUCAGUGUGAGUGAAGCAGUAAAUGGGAGAGUCCUGGAGGUGACUGGCCUGCCGGAAGGCAUCAGUCAGAUGGAGGCUGACUCACUUGUGGGGGAGCUGUGCAGGUCCGGCGAUGUUGUCACCUGGCUGCCGGACCGUAUGCACGAGUCCCCUAGAGGGGCCCAUGAACACAGAGCCGACGGUGAACGCGCCAAACCCCCCUCUUCCGCCAUCAUCAACCGCUACCCAGCCUCCACCUGCAAAGUCCUGCUCACAUUCCCCUCCAGACAGGUGGCACGGGGGCCUCUCCGCCACGGCCGGCCCCUCGCGCCCUUCAGACUCGCCCCUAUACAAAAGACACUGCGAGCCCCCACCCCCCCAAUCUGGAGAGGGCCAGCUCCCAAUGUGAUGCCUCACUCACGUCCCCCGCACCCCACAUACACCAUACAGUCACUUCCAGCUGCCAUCACUCCCCCCUCUCUCUCUUCUCCUCACUAACUUAAGCGGCCUGAUUAGACGGGGUACACUUCCCCCCCCCCCCCUCCUCUCUCGAUCUCUUGACACUUUGGGGGUGGGAAACGUGUUGUCUUUGUCAUGUUCUAUCGAUUUGAAAAAGGAACGCAACUGAACUUACCAGCCCAUCUAAGAAAAAAAAAGAAAUUCUCUCACAAGGUUCCAAAUAUUAGACCCGUCUGCUAUCUUUUGGAUAAUUGACCGGAACAUAUCAAAGUACAGCCUGUACUCUUUCUGUUUUUCUUUACUUCUUUUGUUUCUUUUUAGGACUUUUUUUUUUUUUUUUUUUGGUUUCA